UGUUGGCCCUUCUGUCUCUGUUGAACUACGCGAUCAAGUUCAUUUAGGAAAAGUGAAGCUAAAAAGCAGAUAUGGCAACGCAAAAGCAGCGUCUUAUGAGUGAUGAGAACAUUUCAGAGAGGGUCCACGGCGACCGCCGAAGGUUUUGCACUACUGUUCGCCAAGAGACGGUGUCAUAGGACUCUUACUAUCCUCUAGCUCGCGGUCGCGCAGUGAACUUCAACGGCGCGUGACUCCCGCCACGCCAUCACCAGUCCGGACCUCUACACUUGUUUUAAUCGUUAUCUACAAGGGAAUGAUAAAAUAGAAAGGACAGCAAGAGUGACUUUUAUUGGGUUAUAAUACGGCUGUAUCACUUAAAGUGAACGGGUUGAGUCGGUUUUAAAGGAAUGUUUGUGACAGUUAUUAGACACGGAUUUUGAGGGACCGCAAGCAACGUGAAUAUCCUGUCCAAAGAAUAACAUUCUCACAUGAGUUCUCACAGGAUUAUGUUAUUUAUUCACCAACUUAUCAAACUAGACUAUUCAUAAUGUUGUUUUUGAACAAUAUAUUACAUCUUAGAAAGCCAAAGAUGUUAGCUAUACGGAUAGCGUUACUUCACGCGCUCCUCAUCGCGUCUCUCCACGAAGUGUGUGAGAGCAGGAGUGGCAGUAGUGAUCCUGUGCCCAGGUUCUCCUCCUCCUUGCCCACGUAUCUCCCAGUGUCCUGCCAACUGCAGGGUGCAGAGUCAUCCUUCUUUCUCCGGGAGGCCACGCAAGAAGUGAUGCGUAAUGGGAGCUUGCAGACACGCAGCGAGCCGCUCUUUCUCCACUUGCCCGAAGCUGGCCCUUCACCCCUCUUGUCAGUCAACUGUAGCUAUGGCAACUUCACUGCAGAGGCACCUGUGCCACCUGAGCUCCUCCAGGGGGCACUACCACAUUCCUUUCACACCUCCACACACCUGACACUAGGCUGGAAGGUGAGAGCAUACCUGGUGACAAGAAGGAUAAGAUUGGAUCAUCCACAAAUCCAGGUGUUGUUUUACCUUGCGGGCCGAAGGUGGGAGGAUAUGGACCCUCCUGCUGAACUUUUGCCCUGCAUCCAUGUUGUGGGGAUUCGCGACCCAGGAGAAGGUUCAGUAUCAACUGCCUGCCGACUUGAGGGAAACAUGGGAAUCUGUGUAGCCCAGCUUGGUGUCCCUACAACCUGGUUUAACCCUCCUCCUCCACCACGUAGACGCACACAGGAACCCAUUCCUGUCACUGUAGAGUUGCAUUACUCCAUCCUGCCUCCACAGCGCUUGGGCAGAGAAUGUGUUGUAGGUAGGAUGCAAGGAAAGGCUGGAAGGCAAGAAGGGGAUAUGCAGAGGAUUGGAACAGUGACUAUUGCCACUGGGGAGAACAAAGCACCAAAAAGCAAACUCAGACUGGAUGGGGAUGUAGAGAUUGUGUUGCCGCCCAGUCCAGUCAAACAAGGACAGACUGUGGGAUUUCAAAUACUGAUGAAUUCCGCUGCCACAACUGAGCAGUUCACAUUGAGAAUCCAGUAUGGGGAAGGCAUUCAUUUCAUGGUGGUGAAGCCCAGUAAUCUGGAGGCCUGGGACAUAAAGCAAGAAGUAGUGCCUGACUCCUCCUCCCUCUCCAUUUACUGCCAGAGGAAGGCCAGCUCCACCAAUGAGAAACUUGAUGGUCACUUCUAUGAGAUCAUGUGGGUGGACUUUGAGAUUGACAAUUUCAUCAACCUACAGUCAUCUCAGUCUAUCCACUGGCAGAUAGAGUAUCCCUCCACUGGUGCAUCUGCCGAAGCCAUCACCACAGUCUACAUCAGCCAGAGAGACAUACAGGGUAUCGUAGUCCUCGCUGAGGACACAGAGAUCCUGAAUACUGCAAUUGUGACUGGACGACGUGUUUCCAUGCCGGUAAAGGUUGUUACAGUAGAGCAGGACGGAACGGUGAGAGAGGUGGAUGACCCCGUGACCUGCAUCUCUACAGAUGAGGAUGUCCUCAAGGUAUCUCUUGGUUGUGAUGAGGUCUUAGUGAAUGGAAAAGAGAUGAGGGGGCGUGUCUCUCUUCAAGUGAACUUUACCUACCUCUAUUUGACCACCCAAUUAGAGCUCACCGUCUGGGUGCCACGGUUACCGCUCCAGAUUGACGUCUCUGAUGCAGAACUCAGCCAAGUCAAAGGAUGGAGGGUACCCAUCAUCACCAACAGAAGGCCAACACGUGACAGCGAGGAUGAUGAGGAGGAUGAGAGGAAGGGCAAAGGCUGUGCCCUGCAGUAUCAAUAUGCUCUGGUGCGCAUUCUCACACACUUCGUAGCCGAGCCAGCAGGCCCCGGUGGGGAACUUGUGCACAUGCUGGGCUCUGAUUGGUCAGCCGACAUCACAGAGAUGGUCCUGGACUUCCUGAAAGUGGAGGAUACACGCAUUGCACGACUGAUUGAUGGGAGAGUGCUGGUGGGAAGAGACCUGGGUAUCACCACUAUACAGGUUAUAUCCCCUCUGUCUGACUCUAUUUUGGCUGAGAAGACCAUCACAGUGCUGGAUGAUAAAGUGACCAUCACUGAUCUGGGAGUUCAGUUGGUGGGCUCACUAAGUCUCUCCCUGCAGCCCAGUUCUACCAACAACAGAGCCUUCUAUAUCACAACCACAGCUCAGGACCUGCUGCACACACACAAACAGGAAGCUACAAUUAGUGCAUGGAUUCAGUACAGUGAUGGUGCUGUGACCCCUCUUGACAUAUAUGACCCCAAAGACUUCACCCUAACUAUCACCUCAUUGGAUGAAACUGUGGUCUCCACCUACCAGGACCAAUUCCAGCGCUGGCCUGUUGUGGUAGCGGAAGGAGAGGGCCAGGGGGCGCUGAUACGUGUCGAGAUGAUGAUCUCAGAAACCUGCCAGAAAUCCAAGAGGAAAAGCAUCAUGGCAAUGGGAAUAGGGAGUGUACAUGUAAAGUUCGGACAGAAUGACCUAGAGCAGAGCUCUGGAACCAAAGAGGAGAAUAGACUGGACAACAGCUCAAAUGAACAGAGACAUAAGGUUGUAGAACCAGAUAAAACAGAUAGCUGGAAACACACAAAUACAGCGGUGGACAGAGAAGAAUCAGUAUUGAAGAAAGUCAGCACCACUACAAAGACAGCACUAAUUAAUCGCUCUGGGGGCAAUAAGCAGGGCGGUGGACAAAACAACAGUCCUGGUGACUAUACCAGAUACCCUGCACAGGUGGAACUACCUGGUGGAGCUGAGAGUGACCUGACCCAGUCUCCAAGAGGUCUGUCAGACCUGGAGAUCGGUAUGUACGCCCUUCUCGGUGUCUUUUGCCUCGCUAUCCUCGUCUUCCUCAUCAACUGUGUAAGCUUCACCUUCCGCUACCGGCACAAACAGCUUCCUGUUUUAGAGCAAGGUAACAUGAACCAUGCCCACGAUUGGGUGUGGCUUGGCAACGAGGCAGACUUGAUGGACCAUGGACCACUGGCACACAAUGAUGAGUGCACAACUGCAAUAGACCGCAACGAGGGGUGUGAGGAGAGUAAGUACCUACUCAAUGGGAGCGGCCUUCAGAAAAGCAUCUCUUCACAUGGACAUAGUCUACCCCACGGGCAUUCCGAUCCACGGUCCUAUUCCGGCAACGACCCUACUGGGAAUGUGGAACCCCUCAACAAUUCACCCAGUGCAGCCAAGCGCAAGAGGGUAAAAUUUACCUCCUUUGCCACUGUAUUACCAGACGAAGGGGGGCCUUACACCAACUCUAUCCUUAUCGGGAAUGAAGAUGACAUUAAGUGGGUAUGUCAAGACAUGGACCUGGGACAUUCUGCCGAGCUCAGAAGCUACAUGGAGAGACUGCAAGACAAUCUGUGAGAGCUAGGAAGAAAGAAAAGAAAGAGAGGGAGGACAAACAAAAACUCACCAGAAAUGCCUUUGCGUUGGGGGGGAGGUGGAUGUGGAAAAAAAGAGCAGGAGUACAGAGAAAGAUUAAUUAAUAAAGAACUGAAAUUGGAUACAUGCAAGGAAUGUCUAAACGAAAGUCAAAUGAACAAAUAAAGUCCUUCUGAGUCUGAAAUUAAGUAGCAAAUUCACAGAAAGGGGAAAUGGGUGAAGACAGACUGGCAUGUUCGAACUGCCUCUGACAAGCAGUCCAGGUGGCACAGAGAGAGCAGCUGCCAAUUGGCUAUCGCAGGGACAGAACGCCAGUUACCGACACCCUGAAUAAACAAGCCUAAACAAGACCAGCAAAAGAAAGAAUGAAAGGAAACAAACUUGACAGCUGUACAGAAAAUAGCAGUUCAAGAAAGUCAAUGAACAUGAAAGGAGUUGUUAUUGCUAAUGUAAUUUAGUUUUUGUAUUGUUAAGAUUUAAGUCUGAAUAAUUGAUAGUUACAGUACAACAGAUCUUAUUUUUUAAGACAUUGCCAGGAUUGUUUCAGAUCAGAUUAGUAUGUAAGUAGACCAGAACAGGGCUCUCACAGUCCUGGCUUGCCCCAGAUCCAGGUGUUUUUUUUUGUUUGUUUUUUUUUAACACCAAUUUUGUACUGUCUGUCCUCCAGUGUGAAUUCCGAGAGAGUUGGGGACGGGGGACAUCCCUCGGCUGGGAUGCCAGCCAUAUCUGCAUACCGUUUAAGAAGUCUAUGAAAAGCUCCAAAACACCACAGUCCUCCCUCAAUGUCUCCUUUGGGAGAAAAACACAAGAUAUUGGUGAUGAAAAAGCAACAUAAUAAUAAAUAGACUCUUCAUGCACUGUCCAUUUUUUCCUAGUGAAUGUGAAGGACAGAGGACUUCUUUUGAGCCCCGAUGGGAGGUUGUUCAUUUGCACAAUAAGAAUAACGCAGGAUUGCUGGUAGUGCAUAUUGGCCCUCAGCUGAUGUGAGACCAAUCUGAACUGUGAAUACAGUAAAUGGCCCAGACUUACAACCUGACAGUGAAUCAGUCCGGCCCCACAUAGAUUUGAGAUAACAAGUAUCGGGCAGACUAUGUAGAAAUCCAACCUCACAAAAUGAGUUGUGUUUGUUACAAAACCUUAUGUUUGCUGUGAUAGAAAAUUAUACAGAAUAGCUAUGGUCUAUUAAUCUCCGGUAUGGUAAAUGUAUGAAUGUUUCUCUUUUUAUUGAGGGCAAAAUGUACAUAAUAUACCACCUUUUCUACAUGGCUGGAGCACCUGCCCAUGGUUUUUAUAUGUCCUAUGUUUUAAAGCAACUUUCUCUUUCUGCUUCACCAACCCCAUUCAAUGCUCCCCAAUUCCCAGAAUCCUUGUUGUUUAUAUUACUGAAGAGUUGCAGGGAAGGACAAAAGUAGAACCUUCUCUUCGAAAGCUCAGGUGAAGUUACGCUCACAGGCGAAAUGUGGUAGAGUUGAAAUGUAGAUUGUAAGAAUGCAAUAUUUAUUUGUAAGUGUAACAUGAGAUAGGAUGUAAAUAA
Messenger RNA from Xyrauchen texanus (razorback sucker), 5387 nucleotides. RefSeq names its product transmembrane protein 132C. Bases 530 to 3835 code for a protein of 1101 amino acids. The record is from RefSeq and is a predicted model, not a curated record. Lineage: Eukaryota; Metazoa; Chordata; Actinopteri; Cypriniformes; Catostomidae. The transcript has 9 exons.